Molecule: messenger RNA, 1914 nt
Organism: Labrus bergylta (ballan wrasse)
Lineage: Eukaryota; Metazoa; Chordata; Actinopteri; Labriformes; Labridae
Gene: slc24a2b
Product: solute carrier family 24 member 2
Biological process (GO): intracellular calcium ion homeostasis; calcium ion transmembrane transport
Cellular component (GO): plasma membrane
Molecular function (GO): calcium, potassium:sodium antiporter activity; calcium channel activity
Source: RefSeq, a predicted model, not a curated record
AUGGAUUUCAUGCUACCCAUAAGAAGUCGAGGCACGAUGGCUCCCUCCAGCUCCGAACCUCUUCUGGGCUGUCAAAGCAGAUGCACCAGACAACACUACGCAAGCGUUAAAAGAAAGCUGCGGCCUGGACGGAUUCUGGGCUUCGUCCUCAGCUUGGCGGUGGUCUGCACAGUCUGCUCAUGGAGUGCCUUGUCGCUGGUCACAACGAUGGCCAAGGAGCUGGAAUCGGCUGAUGAGGGCUCAGCAGAGGCAGCGGUGCCCCAAAGAACACUUCUUCAGCACAACAACAUUUCAGUUGCAACAGGAGGCAUACCAAUAGCUAUGAAGUCAUCCGACGUAGAGCUGAAUCAUGGGGACUACCCGACGGACUUAUUCUCUGUUGAGCAGAGACGCCAGGGCUAUGUGGUGUUUCAUAUGUUUGGCAUGUUGUACAUGUUCAUAGCCUUAGCCAUUGUUUGUGAUGAGUUCUUUGUUCCUGCGCUCACAGUCAUCACAGAGAAGCUGGAGAUCUCUGAUGAUGUAGCAGGAGCCACCUUCAUGGCAGCAGGUGGCUCCGCCCCAGAGCUCUUCACCUCUGUCAUAGGGGUCUUUGUCUCCCACAGUAACGUAGGUAUUGGUACCAUUGUGGGCUCUGCCGUCUUCAACAUCUUGUUUGUGAUUGGGAUGUGCGCCGUGUUCUCCAAAGAGGUGCUGAACCUCACCUGGUGGCCUCUGUUCAGAGACGUCUCCUUCUAUAUCAUUGGCUUGCUUAUGCUCAUCUAUUUCUUUCUGGAUAAUGAAAUCUCAUUGGGAGAAAGUAUUAGCCUGCUGAUGUGCUACACCUGCUAUGUGACAUUCAUGAAGUUCAAUUCUAAAGUAGAACUUGUCAUCAAGAGGUUGCUGGGAAGCAACCAGGUGGACGAGCUGGAAACCGCACCAAGGGUAACCGCUCCUGAUGACGAGAACAAGCUGACGGCCAAACCCAGGUUGCAGAGGGAAGGCAGCUGUGCCUCUCUUCACAACACACUGAUGAGAAACAGUAUCUUCCAGCUCAUGAUCCACACCCUCGACCCUCUCAGUGAUGAAGGACGUUUCAAAGAGAAGGCUUCUAUCCUUCACAAAAUGGCCAAGCAGAAGUGUAAAGAUGAGGCAGCCAAUGCCAACGGCGUAGGAGCCCCCUCGCAGAUACAACCUCCAAGAAAAGCAAAUUCCGUUAAGAACAUCCAAAACAGCUCCAACGUCGCCGUGGAAGUCACACCGCCCAUGAACGGUGUCGUGGGAGGAGAAGCGGGCGGCGAGGAAGAGGAGGACGAGGACCAGCCUCUGAGCUUGGCCUGGCCCGACACCUGCAGGAAACGAAUCACCUACCUCAUCAUCCUGCCCAUCGUCUUCCCUCUGUGGCUCUCGCUCCCUGACGUCAGGAGAGAGACCUCAGCGAAGUUCUUCCCCAUCACUUUCCUCGGCGCCAUUUCUUGGAUCGCUUUCUUUUCCUACCUGAUGGUGUGGUGGGCUCACCAGGUGGGAGAAACCUUCUGGAUCACAGAGGAGAUCAUGGGUCUGACCAUACUAGCAGCUGGUACCUCCAUCCCUGACCUGAUCACCAGUGUGAUCGUGGCUCGAAAAGGCCUCGGUGACAUGGCCGUGUCCAGUUCGGUGGGCUCCAACAUCUUUGACAUCACCGUGGGUCUGCCAUUCCCCUGGCUCGUCUACAACAUCCUCAACGACUUCAAGCCUGUACAGGUGAGCAGCAACGGCCUGUUCUGCGCCAUCGUCCUCCUCUUCCUCAUGCUCCUCUUCGUCAUCUUGUCCAUCGCCGCGUGCAAGUGGAGGAUGAGCAAGUUCCUGGGCUUACUCAUGUUCCUGCUCUACAUCGUUUUCCUUGUCGUCAGCGUCAUGCUGGAGGAUAAAAUCAUCGUCUGCCCCGUCAGCGUCUGA